Messenger RNA from Calliphora vicina (urban bluebottle blowfly), 2735 nucleotides. RefSeq names its product single-minded (gene sim). Bases 152 to 2437 code for a protein of 761 amino acids. The transcript is spliced from 9 exons. The record is from RefSeq and is a predicted model, not a curated record. NCBI's taxonomy places the organism in Eukaryota, Metazoa, Arthropoda, Insecta, Diptera, Calliphoridae. Gene Ontology annotation, cellular component: transcription regulator complex; nucleus; cytoplasm. Gene Ontology annotation, molecular function: RNA polymerase II transcription regulatory region sequence-specific DNA binding; DNA-binding transcription factor activity, RNA polymerase II-specific; protein dimerization activity. Gene Ontology annotation, biological process: regulation of transcription by RNA polymerase II.
UUAAAUAGUGUUUACUAGAGCUGGAACUGGAACUCUUUACAAUUGGAAUUUCUUGCACGGACAAUUUUCUUAGCGGAUAUUUGUGGACUUGUUAAAAAUAUAACCGGCGGCAAAACGGAUACUUGACACACGUAUAGCUAAAACCUGUGCCAUGAAGGAGAAAAGCAAAAAUGCGGCACGCACCAGACGUGAAAAAGAAAAUGCGGAAUUUUUCGAAUUGGCCAAAUUACUACCACUACCAAGUGCAAUUACAUCACAAUUGGAUAAAGCCUCCAUAAUACGCUUGACCACCUCAUAUUUGAAAAUGCGCCAAGUUUUUCCCGAAGGUUUAGGAGAAGCUUGGGGUUCUUCGCCUGCCAUGCAAAGAGGUUCCACUAUUAAGGAAUUGGGUUCACAUCUUUUGCAAACUUUAGAUGGUUUCAUAUUUGUAGUAGCACCUGAUGGCAAAAUUAUGUACAUCUCAGAAACCGCCUCUGUUCAUUUAGGUUUAAGCCAGGUUGAAUUAACUGGCAACUCAAUAUAUGAAUAUAUACACAAUUAUGAUCAGGAUGAAAUGAAUGCGAUAUUAUCCCUACAUCCUCAUAUGUAUCAAAAUCCGGAUGCAUUUAUAAAUUCUUUACACCUAACACAGACAAAUCCCGCCUCCGUUGGUAGUCCAAAUGGUUCCACAAAUUAUGGUGUGGCCGGUGAUCGUGGCUGUCAUACCAUUGAAAUUGAAAAACAAUUUUUCCUGCGCAUGAAAUGUGUCUUGGCCAAACGUAAUGCCGGCCUAACUUCUUCCGGUUAUAAGGUUAUUCAUUGUUCUGGUUAUUUGAAAGCCCGCAUUUAUCCCGACUAUGGUGAUGGCCAAGGUGGUUAUAUACAAAAUCUUGGCCUGGUAGCUGUUGGUCAUUCCCUGCCUACUUCAGCUAUAACCGAAAUUAAACUUCAUCAAAAUAUGUUUAUGUUUAGAGCUCAUAUGGAUUUGAAAUUAAUAUUUUUAGAUGCUAGAGUAUCACAACUAACUGGCUAUGAGCCUCAAGAACUUAUUGAGAAGACUUUAUAUCAGUAUAUACAUGUGCAAGAUGUUAUGGCCAUGCGUAUUUCACAUCAAAUACUUUUGUACAAAGGACAAGUUACCACCAAAUAUUAUCGUUUCCUAACAAAGGGUGGCGGUUGGGUUUGGGUGCAAUCCUAUGCCACAUUGGUGCACAAUAGUCGUUCGUCGCGACAAGUUUGCAUUGUUAGUGUAAAUUAUGUUUUAAGUGAACAAGAGGCCAAAGACUUAGUACUUAAUGAAAUCCAAACGGGUAUUAUUAAAACAGAACCUAUCUCAACGCCAGCACCCAUACCAACCCCGGCUCUACAUGCCAGUCAUGCAGCAGCCGUUGCCAAUGUACCGCAUCCAGUCACAGCUAUAAACAAUGGCAAUACAGUUCUGAGACACACAGCACCCGUCCUAACACCCAGCCUUCUAAGUACAAGCCCUAAAUUGGAGGCCUGUUACGAAACAACGGUGGGUCACUUGCCAGCAGCUGUGACACCAGUAUUAAGUACAAAUAGUAGCUCAAGUAGUAGUAACAACAAUGGUUACCUAAAUCAACAUCAAGCACCGCCGCCAACACCACAGCAACAACAACAUCAACCACAACAUCAUAAUAAUGAUCAUCAGCAAUUACAUCAUCACCACCACCAUCAUCACCAUCAGCCAGAGCAUAUGCAGCAACAUCAAGCAAUAAAUCAACAGCAACAUUUACUUGAUAUAAUGGAACCGCAUCAGUCACAGGGAAAUCUUAGCUAUACACAAUUAUAUCCCAUCAAUGAGUCGGUAGUUAGUUCAAGUAGUUCAUUGGGUCAUGAUCCCAUGCAUCAGUAUCCCGAUACCACCACUGGCAGCGGGUACUACAGCAAUAAUAAUUAUUAUUACGAUGGCACGGUUGAUGUAACAUCUGCCUCCCUGAUACGACCAUUUUCGGCCAAUUCGAAUAGUUGUUCUAGUAGUUCGGAGAGUGAAAGACAAUUGUCAACGGGUAAUGCCUCCAUUGUUAAUGGUACUUCGCCACAAACCACCUACAGUGAUCUCAGUCAUAGUUUUGAAUUGAAUUAUUUCUCGGAUAGUAGCUCCCACCAACAUCAUCAUCAACAGCAGCACCAACAACAACAUCAGCAACAACAACAACCACAUCACUUACAACAUAAUACAUUAACCGAGUUAGUAUCCCCUUUACAAGGGCAUCAUUUAACACAACUAGAUCAUCAAGCACCACCAUCACAACACCACACUCUUACACAAUUAGAACUGCAGCAGCAUCAGCAACACUCUAACCAAAGCCAACAUCAGCAACAGCACAUUGUAGCGAAUAGUUUUACGGAAACGUUUAAAAAUGUAAAUGGACCCCACUAUACCAGCGUUAUAGUAGAACCCCAACACUACAUAAACAAUGAAUUUGUGCAUUAACCUUUAAAGUUUUUGAGAAAUCAAAAAUUUAUUAAGAUACUUCUUCAGCCACCGCUACAAAACAACAAAAAAAUACGUUUUCUAUUACUUUCUAUUGUUGCAAUGCUAUUUGAUAUAGAAAAUAUGUACAUCAAAUUUAAAUAUGGCUGAGCCAUUUUUAUAUACAAAUAUACGAGUUCAUACAUAUACAUAUAUAAAAUCUAUUUAUCUUAUUAUAAUUUUAUAUUAAAAUUUUAUUAUACCUAACUUUAGUUUUUCAAAUUAUUAAUGGUUUAUUUAAUUUAAAUGUGUUUUGUUU